AUGGAAGAGAGGGUGUUAAAAUCUACUUUGCCUUUGGAAGUCAAAGAAAAAAUUCUGAAAGAUACCAAAUUAAUUACUGGUAUAAAUACCAAAGAGAUAACUAAAAAAAUUGCUAAUUCUCCGGUUGACCUAACCAUUGGCGAAGCGGCUAUCAAAAGUCAAAUCCAAGACCUAAAACAAAAAGGAACUACUUACCAAAAAUUACUAACCGAAUAUAAAAAACAACAAAGCAAAAUAAAUGAUUUCAAAGAAAAAAGUAAACAAUGUAAAGAUUGUCAAAAAUAUUGUCCUAAGCACGAAAAGCAAAACCAAGAAGUAAUGGCUAAGCACGAUACAUGUAAUUUUUGCCAUAAGAACGAUAAACAAAUCGAGCAAACAAAAGCAAAGGUAGAGGAAAUCAAGGAAAAAAUAGAAAGAUUGAAAAAAAGUAAGCCGGGAGCAACCAAAGAAAUUCAAAAAUUAGUUAAUGAGUUAAAUAAGAAGAAAGCCCAAGGUGAAAAAUUACGUCAUGAAGCCUUUGCUAAUCGGGUUAAAUGUCCGACCUUAAAUAAAUUAAAAACUGAGCGAAAGGCUUGUUCUAAGUGUCAAGAACAAGAAAAAAAGAAAUAUCGAGCCCGUUUGGAAAAUCCUUUACGACAAGUAUGUUUGGUUAAUAAGGAAAGCAAUCCCGAAAUAUACCUAUUAGCCAACGAAGAUGCCUGCUGA
This is a messenger RNA of Funneliformis geosporum, 705 nucleotides long. The record is from the annotation of a GenBank genome assembly. Lineage: Eukaryota; Fungi; Glomeromycota; Glomeromycetes; Glomerales; Glomeraceae.